AUGGCCGGCUUGAGUGCUCUAGCAAUCUAUUUCUUCUGGAGAUGGCACUAUUCUAGAGAGUCGUUCCCUUGUUUCUGGACCAGUCAAGACUGGUAUAAUAUUAAGGUGCUUAAGCGAGAUAAUAAUCAUCUUACUGAACCUCUAAGCGAUAGCACAGCGGCAUCCUGGACCCGACGCCUAUAUAGUGAGGCAGGGAUCAAGAGCUCCAAGGUAACACAUGCAGGAUGGGUCUCUGGGGCUAGACUUGCUGAGUUGAAUGGAGUCUCUGAAGAUCAGAUUCGCCGGGGCGGUCGCUGGAAUGCAGACCAGAUGACUGGUUGUUACUUGACUACUCUGCCUCAAUCCUUUAUGCAUGGUAUCGCAGACUUUGACCCUGACUAG
Messenger RNA from Talaromyces stipitatus ATCC 10500, 381 nucleotides. RefSeq lists its product as uncharacterized. Gene Ontology annotation, molecular function: DNA binding. Lineage: Eukaryota; Fungi; Ascomycota; Eurotiomycetes; Eurotiales; Trichocomaceae. The transcript has 3 exons. The record is from RefSeq and is a predicted model, not a curated record. The coding region runs from base 1 to 381 and encodes 126 amino acids.